CGGUUAAGAUAACAUUUUCGUGUCAACUUACUAACUACAAAAUCGUAACCUAACUGCUCGGAACUGCAAUGAAGUUAAUGUUGGUUAUUUUAUCCUUUGCCGUUAUUGGCAUCACGACAGCCAUGCACAUGGUAGAUAUAAAGAGAGAUGCACCGCUGAAAGAUCCAGAGAUGAAAAGAAAGAUCGAGGACUUGAUAGCCGAAAGUCUAACGAAGCUGCAUAAAUGUCUAUCGGACACAAAAAAACUGAAACAGUGCUUCAAAGACUUCCACACAGACCUGAAUCCUCCUCCCGCGGCCAGCUCCUGUGAGAACAAGUUUGAGGGAUGCUACACCAAAGCGAUCCAGCAUCAUAAUGGAAUGACAUGCCUUAAAACUUUUCUCAGAUGCCUGGAAGAAAACGUGUCAUUUGAGUAAGACGACCCGGCGUUUUCUUUGUGACGGCAGAUAUGGAGAAUGAAUGAUUCAGUGAACAUGAAUAAAGCUAUUUUUAAAGUGUC
Molecule: messenger RNA, 499 nt
Organism: Pocillopora damicornis (cauliflower coral)
Lineage: Eukaryota; Metazoa; Cnidaria; Anthozoa; Scleractinia; Pocilloporidae
Source: RefSeq, a predicted model, not a curated record